GCCGGGUGGGGAAGCGGGGCUAGUUGCAAGAAGCAGCUCCCAGGUUCUUCUAGGGACGCCUUCGUCGGAGGGAAGUGGGUGUGAACUUGGCCGCCCGGGGACCCCGGUGGCUGGGGUCCGGGGUGAGGGUACCCGGGAGCAGCCUGUAGCCCCGCACAUCGGGGAGGGGGCUGAGAACGUGAGCUCGCCUACCCUGACGUGGCCUGGGGACCUGGCGUGGGAAGUGGGAGACAGAGGCCGGAGGCCAGUGGGGUGAUGGGAAGGAGGUUUAAGGGCUGGGCUGGGGCGGGGUCUCAGGACUGGGCUAGUGAUGGGAGCUUUGGGUUGGAGGCUUCGAAGUUCUGGGAAGUGGGGCGGGAGGAACCUGCAGGCAUGGCAGCUCAGUCUUGGCUCUUGAAGGCGCGAGUAAGGAUGUCUCACCAUCUGUAGCCAAACCGGCCGCCUUUCCCCAAGGGGUUUAGAGCCCCUGUUCUCUGCAGUCUUUCCAAGGGAAGGCUCUCCUGACACUUCGGCCCCAGGAGGCAUUUAGCGAGUUGAGAGCCUGGGCUCCCACCCUAUGUGGGAGGAAACUCAGGGUCCUGAAGGCCGUGCACUCCCCACCCUCAGGCUGCGACCAUGAGGUUAAACCAGAACGUCUCGCUCCUGGGGAAGAAGGUGGUGCUGGUGCCCUACACCGCAGAGCAUGUGCCCAGGUACCACGAGUGGAUGAAAUCCGAGGAGCUGCAGCGUUUGACGGCCUCGGAGCCGCUGACCCUGGAGCAGGAGUAUGCGAUGCAGCGCAGCUGGCGGGAAGAUGCGGACAAGUGUACCUUCAUUGUGCUGGACGCAGCGAAGUGGCAGGCCCAGCCAGGCACCACCGAGGAGAGCUGCAUGGCGGGGGAUGUGAACCUCUUCCUCACAGAUCUAGGGGACCCCUCCUUGGGGGAGAUCGAGGUCAUGAUUGCAGAGCCCAGCUGCAGGGGCAAGGGCUUCGGCACCGAGGCCGCGCUCAUUAUGAUGUCCUAUGGAGUGACCAAGCUAGGUCUGACCAAGUUUGAGGCUAAAAUUGGGCAAGGAAAUGAACCGAGCAUCCGGAUGUUCCAGAAACUUCACUUUGAGCAGGUGGCCGUGAGCAGCGUCUUCCAGGAGGUGACACUCAGACUGACGAUGAGUGAGCCGGAGCGGCAGUGGCUUCUGGAGCAGACCAGCCACGUGCAAGAGCAGCCCUAUAGAGAUGGGUCCUAGGAGCCCGGCCGACAGCCCUGCACCAGGAAGUGAACGGACCGGCCGGCCCUCUCCAGGCUG
Myotis davidii is the source of this 1284-nucleotide messenger RNA. RefSeq names its product N-acetyltransferase 9 (GCN5-related, putative) (gene NAT9). The record is from RefSeq and is a predicted model, not a curated record. NCBI's taxonomy places the organism in Eukaryota, Metazoa, Chordata, Mammalia, Chiroptera, Vespertilionidae. The transcript is spliced from 6 exons. Gene Ontology annotation, molecular function: N-acetyltransferase activity. Gene Ontology annotation, biological process: protein acetylation. The coding region runs from base 616 to 1224 and encodes 202 amino acids.